UGCGGAGUGGACACGAAAGCUUUAAAAUCAGCUGUUUUGUUCAGUGAUUCCGCAGUAAACAAAGAAAGACACAAACGAGUUAUGGAUGCUGAUGAAAGUGUUGAGGAAAAUAAAAAUAAUGUCGACGAAGAUGAGGAACAAUCUUCAGUGGAAUCAAUUGUUGUUAAUGCAGUUGACAAUUGGUUUUAUAUGCCAGAUUCCAUUUUGCUCAGCAUCUUCCGGUAUCUAAAUCCAAAGGAAUUAUUAACUGCUGGCGAAGUAUGCAAAUCUUGGAAUCGUGUCUCUAAAGAUGAAUUUCUCUGGAAAGAUCUUUUAUAUCAUACUUUUAAAAUUGAUCCAAGCAUUGGAAUUGUUCCAGGAAAAAGUUCCUGGUUAGGUGAAUUUAAGCGAUUGGCUUAUCAUACACCACUUUUGGAAACAGAAGUUUUAAAGGAACAUGCUCAUCAAGUUUUACAUGUCAGCUUCUCUCACAAUGGAAAAUUAUUUGCUACAUGUUCAAAAGAUGGAUACAUUGUUGUUUGGGAUAGUCAAUAUCCAGUGACUAUUAAAUAUCAACACGAUAUGAAAACAUUUAGAUGGAGAUAUACCCAAUUUUCGCAAUUUAAUUCAACAGAUACUUUGCUCCUUGUAUCUGGAGUUCAUUUUGGAACUCCGCACACAACUUCCGGUGAAAUAGCCGUAUUUCGUAUUGCACCUGGCUUCGAUUUACAGUGUAGAAUUGUGAACAAACCGUACGACAUAUUUGGCACUUGGUACAGUGAACGUUAUCUUUUAAGUGGAGAUGUAUAUUGGCUUGCUCACCUAGUCAGUACAAGUGUACUGUGGCUCAAUAAGGCUAAUCAAGAAUCAGCCAGCGAGCAUGUACCCAUAAUGAGUCAGCUUUACAAGUUUUAUAAUGGAAACGCGGCUUCAAUACGAGCAAUAAUGGUCGCUGAUUGUUUAUCGCCUGCUCCCAAUGAAGCCGAGGAUUCACAGGAUCAACCUUCAACAUCGUUUAUGCAUGAGGAACGAGGAAAUCCACCGAGUCAUCGGGAUCUAUCGUCAACGUCAGUAAAUUGUUCACCACCUCCGGAACAACCGGAAGUCCUACACCACGCAUCUUCAAGAUUACAAUACAGCACACUUGAAGGUGGUUUUAUGAAUUGGCGAAAACUUGGCGACGGUUUUGAAUAUGCAAAACCAAUUCGAUAUAAUAAAGAAUAUCGUCAGGUGGAAAUGGAAAGAGAAAUAGCGGAUAGUGACAGUGAAAAUGAAGACAAUGACGACGAUAAUGAAGAGGAUGAAGAUGAAGAAGAAAACGAAAAUUCUCAAUUAGAAGAAGAAAGUGAAUCUGAUGAAUCGUCAGCGGCAGAGGAUUGUGAUUUUGACGAAUUAAAUGACAAUCCAGAGAAGUUUCUUAUUUUUGCAACGGGCUCAAAAACAUAUACACCACAUCAAGUUGGUUUCAAGAGAAUUAAACCAGUUAAUUUUCCGCGGCGACUCGAUCCUGGACCAUCAUUGCGUGAAAGAUUGGCUCAACGUGAAAGAGAACGCGAAGUAUCGCCAAGACCGGAGCCAAAUUGGCAGGAUUAUGAUUCAGUUGCCGAUAAAUUCGAUAAAGUCGAUCAUCUCAUUGAUCUUCAUGGCCAUAUUAUUGGAAUGGGACUUUCUCCAGAUCACAGAUAUCUUUACGUAAAUACGAGACCGUGGCCUAGAGGAUAUGUCAUUACUAAUCCAUUACUACCACCGCCAAUAGCUCAAGAAAUUGAUAUUCACGUUAUUGAUUUGGUUACGUUAAAACAAGUGGGAACAAUGUUGAGAGCACAUAAAGCUUAUACACCAAAUAAUGAAUGUUUCUUCAUUUUUCUGGACGUGUGCAAUGAAUAUGUCGCAAGUGGUGCUGAAGAUAAACAUGGAUAUCUUUGGGAUCGACACUAUGGCGUUUGUUUGGCAAAAUUUCCGCAUUCGGACGUGGUGAAUUCAGUGGCGUUUAAUCCCCGUGAUCCAGAAAUGUUGGUAACAACGAGCGACGAUUAUACAGUGAAAGUUUGGCGAAGUCGAUCAAUGGUAAAAGCUCUUGGACUCAAUGAAGAGGAUCUUAAUCGAGGCCUUGAAGUGCGCAAGAGAAGAAGGUAUCAUAAAAGUAAUUGUAACAUUGACUGACUGAAAACAAUCCAGUUUCCAAUUUAAAAACCUUUGUCUUGCAAAUUGUGCGAACAUUCUUUUUUAAAAGGCAAAAAUGUUAAUAAGUUUCAUGGACCUUAGCUGAAAAAAAAUUUAACUUUAAAAUGAAUGUAACUUAAUUAAAUUAAAAAGUUGAAAAGAACAUUUUCACUGAAAUGACAAAAUUAAAUUGAGUUGAAUUUUUAAGUUACAAUUGAAAUAAGAGUCAAACUCAAGUUCAAAUUUCAAAUUUCAAAUUUUUGAAAAAUUUAAAGCAUUGUUAUUUUUGUUUUAACAAAAAGCUACGGUCUAUGUUUUGAAGAAAAGGUUUUUAAAUUUGAAAUUGGAUUUCUAUUUUUGAAAAAUGCAAAAAAAGGGAGAAAGAGAAAUAACUAAACUAAAGUAGUUACAAAAUCAGUGCAAUUGCGAAAAAAAUUGUUUGAAAAAUAAUUACGUGAGGCAAAAACUUUUCCAAUUUUUUUGAAAAAUCUUUCAACAUCCAAAUUGAUGAAAUUAAUUUAACUCUAUUUUUAUUUUCAAUGAAUAAGAAUGAAGUUUUUACAUAGUUUAGAAUUUACAUUAUAUUAUGUAAAUAUAUUUUUAUAUUAGGUAAUUAUUGGUAAAAUAUUGAUUUUUUUGAAAAUUUUGAUUAAAACAAAAAUAUGUAUAUGAUAAAAAAAAAUUUCAAAUAUGAAAUUUUUUUUAAUUUUAAGCAAAAUUCUCGACAUUUUUUUUUAAAUAUUAUAUAAAUAAAAAUUGCUCUCUCUCCCUUCAGUUUAUUAUUUGACGAAAUAAUUUUGUUUUUCUAAAUUAUCUCUAGAUGUUUUAUUAAUUUUUUAAAAUUAAUUCUCAAAGAGAAAUUUUUUAAUAUUUUUAAAAGUAUUUAUAAAAAUUUAUAAAUAGAAAAUAAAAGAUUUAAUCAAUUUUUUUUUUAUAGAUAGGUAUUUAAUUUUUAAGAAACUAUAUUACAACAAAUUAGUAUUGAUGAAUAAAAUAAAAUUAUAGUUUAUGAAAAUAACGUCGAUAUUUAAUUUUAAAAAAUACUUCAAUUAUUGAUUAUACACAGAUAUAGCAAGAUUUUAUAUUUCCAAUUUUUGGAAAAAAAAUAUUUCAAAAACAAAAAAUUUAAAUAUAAUUUUCUUGAAAUACUAAUUUUAUUAAAAUUAAAUUUACAUCACGAUUUAUAUUUCAUAUUACCAGUUUCAUAUGUACGUUUUUGAUAAUAUUGUAAAUUUGAUUGUUUUUUUUUUAAUUUGGCAUAGAUAUUAGAUGAUUUAAAUUUUAUUUUUUAGAAACAUAAAAAUUAUCAUUAUAAGAGUUUUUCUAAGAAAUUUGCAAAUUUUCAAUGUUCCACUUCAACGUUCUAAAUUUUUAGAUUAGAUUGUUAACAUUUUUUUAGUAACUAUAAUUAUGUGAUAUGCUUGAGUUUAAAAAUGAAAAUUUUAUUUCACAUGAUACGUAAAUAUCGGAAAAUAAUUUUGUUCAUUAUUUAAAUUUAUGUCUUUAGAGAUUUUUUUAUAGAUAAUUAAAAUUUUCUUUGUCGUAAUAUUUAGGAAGUUUUUCAUCGCUUCUUUAGGAAGAUUUAUAAAAAAAAAUCCCUAUUAAAUUUUCUACAUAUUUCGUUAAAAAAUAAUUUAAAAAAAAAUUUUUUUCUUUUUAAAAUAAAUAAUUGUGUAGUAUAAAACGUCCACUAAACUAGAUUUUGUAUAGUGUUUUGAAAGUAUUGUAAGUCAAAACUGCCAAUUUGAAUGUGGUAAAAAAAAAAAUUGGCAUUUCUUUGAAUUUGUAUAAAAAUGACAAAUUUCAUUUUUACUUGAAGAAAAUAAUAUCUAAUUAUAAAUAAUAAAAAUUAUAUUAGCAUUACAACUAUUAAAGAAAACAGUAAUUUAUUCGAGGCCUUAAAAAAAUCUGUUAACAAUAAUUUUUGAAAAAAAAAUUCCUAAUUUACUGAAAUUUCAAACUUAGCUUCUUAAACCAUAAAAUGUUAUUGAAAAAUUAUAUUUCACUAAAAAAAAGAGUCAUAAUAUUUGUAAAAUAUGAAAAGUAUGAGUAUGUGUGCAAGUAUAGUAUUUGUAUAUAUAUAUCUAUUUUUUAUUUUAUUGCAUGUGUAUAACUUUAAUAUCUAAAUUACGACUUAAACAAGAUUAACAAUUACAUAGGUAUUUUAUUAGAUCUGAAUGCUAUUUUCUGAAUUACUAUUUUUUGAAAUUAUCAAAAUGUAUAACUUGUAUAAAAAUAUAUGUCUCAAGCACAAAGCAAAGCAUUUUCAUAAUUAUAAUAUUUAUUACCAAACUUAUGUUUUUUAUCCUUUUAAAAAGGAUUCUUACUACUUUUUUUCUACAUUAAAUAUUAGAUUUAUUUUCGCUUAUUUGUUUUGCAAAGCAUUUUCUAAAAAUGAGCAGAAUUUUUUCAAUUUACAAUUUUAUAUAUAAUAAAACAGAAUUUUUAAAUAAUUCAAUUAACUAUUUAACAUCAAGUUUUACAUAAAUUUAUUCAGAAAGGAACUGUUUUUAAAUUUAUAUAUAGUUUAUAAUAAUAUUAUGUUGAAAAAAUUUGAUUACAAUUAAUUAAUAACAUUAUUUUUGUGAAACAUUUCAUGACGAGCCUUUUUGUAAAUUGAAUACCAUUUUUUUCUAUCUUUUUUUAAUUAUAUAAUUUAUUGUAAAACGUUAAAUGCUUCUAUAGAACUUGUUUAUUUUUUUCUUUAAGAAAAAAUGUACUUUUAAAGUUUAUUUCGACAUUUUUAAUAUUACAAUAUUCUCUUGUCUCAAAAUUUAAUUUUGAGAUUUUCGCAAAGAAGGAAUAUUUUUAAAUACUGAAAAAUUGUAAUUGAGAAAAAAAAAUUAAGAAAAAAAAGGAAUGUUUUGAAUUAAAAAAAAAAAAAUUUAUUGAAUAAAAAUUUUUUAUAAAUUUUACUUUAAAGAUCAUUUUUUAUGUUUUGUUCUGAACGACGUGACAAAAUUAUUUUUAUUAUUAUAAUUGAAAUAAGAUUGAUAGAAGUAAAAUAAAAAAAAUCAAGAAUAAGUUACCAAUUUUUUUUGUAAAUUCUUUUUUAAAAAGAUUUUUUUUCUCCCUAAAAUUGGAAUAAAUAUAGAUGUAUUAAACGAAAUCACAGUCGUUUGCAUCUGUCGUCGUUCUCAUGUCUGUACAUUAAAGAGAAGAUGUGUGGACAGGUCACGUAGGAAUACAAAUAUUAAUUAUGACGAACCAGUUGCUAUCGGUU
Messenger RNA from Leptopilina boulardi, 5365 nucleotides. RefSeq names its product F-box/WD repeat-containing protein 5 (gene Fbw5). Bases 82 to 2142 code for a protein of 686 amino acids. Gene Ontology annotation, molecular function: protein binding. The transcript is spliced from 9 exons. Lineage: Eukaryota; Metazoa; Arthropoda; Insecta; Hymenoptera; Figitidae. Gene Ontology annotation, biological process: protein ubiquitination. Gene Ontology annotation, cellular component: Cul4-RING E3 ubiquitin ligase complex; SCF ubiquitin ligase complex. The record is from RefSeq and is a predicted model, not a curated record.